AUGUUAUAUUGCUUAAUAAUAUCUUUCAACAUAUUACAAAAUUACAUCACUAGAUGGACAGAAUCCCCUGCAUGUUGGGAACCCGACGGACCCCUUUUCAACGCAGUGCUAGCUCUUCACCUUUGGGUGCCAACUGAAUGGCGCCGUAGGCGCAUCCAUAUUUUGCGUCGUCUUCUUUGUGCUCUACAUGGUCGUUGGAAAUCUGCUCCGACAACUAGCGUCAUUUCAGUAACCGCAAUAUCUGGGAGUCGUGCUCCGGCUACCACAGCUUCCGUUAGCUCUGGCGAAGCAGAGCCACCAACUGAUAGCCCUGAAACCGGCCAGCAGCCUGUGCCUGCAGAAAGCGGCGAGGAAGCAGGCAUCAUUACUGCACUCGGUUCUGAGCCUCAAAAUGCAGAAGUCCUAAGUCAUUCGACAGGCGAGGCGGCCGAUUUUGCCAUAAUCAAACCCUAUCUUAUCUAUAUGGGAAUCAUAGACGCCAUUUAUAAAUACCUCUUCAAAGUGAGUUGCCUGCUUUCCUUCGUUUUAAACAAUUCUUUCGUUUAA
Protopolystoma xenopodis is the source of this 546-nucleotide messenger RNA. NCBI's taxonomy places the organism in Eukaryota, Metazoa, Platyhelminthes, Monogenea, Polystomatidea, Polystomatidae. The record is from the annotation of a GenBank genome assembly.